Molecule: messenger RNA, 1600 nt
Organism: Nerophis lumbriciformis (worm pipefish)
Lineage: Eukaryota; Metazoa; Chordata; Actinopteri; Syngnathiformes; Syngnathidae
Source: RefSeq, a predicted model, not a curated record
UUUCUGCAGGAAAUCACAUGGAGGUGCUCUUGCGCUCACAUGACAGUCCGGUUGAACCAUGGCUGUAGAGAUCAAUGAAGGCUCGGUUCCUGCCUAUUAUAGAGAGGUAUACGAGGCCGUCUGCAGCCAGAACGAUGAGAAGGUUCAGGGUGAUGUGUUUCAAAGGUUGCUUGAGAGCACCAAACUCUCCAAGGGAGUCCAAGCCCAGAUCACCGAGCAUGUUGAUGCGGCCGCCAAUGGCUUCCUGAGCAAGUUGUCGCUGUACAAAGCACUGGCUUUGAUUGCCAUCGCUCAGCAAGGAAAGCAGCCGAGUCCCAAAGCCCUGGAUAGCUACAUACAAGAGCUUCCGAAGCCUCAACUGGGGGAGCCCAGGGACUUGCGCUCUUUGAGGAUGCAGCCGGCACAAGAGGACGAGUUUACGCUGUCUCUGAACGUGGAUGGAAUGCUGGAGGGAGACGCGGUCAAGGUGAAACUCAUUCCGGAGAAGAAGGGCUUAUUUCUCAAGCAUGUGGAGUACCAGGUCACCAGCCUGCAAUACAAAAUGUCAGUUUAUCGACGCUACAGUGACUUCGAUGUCUUCCACGAGAUCCUUCUUCAGAGAUUCUCAUACAGAGUGGUGCCUUCGCUUCCGCCUAAAAGAAUGUUAAAAGGAGUCCUGACGUCAGUUUCCGAGCAGGAUUUCAUUGAGGGGAGGAGACGGGCACUGUCCAGAUUCCUCAAUCUGGUGGCGCAGCACCAUAUCUUGUCAAAAGAUGAAUUAGUCAAGACCUUCCUCACUUUCUCCGGCUCUGAUGUCCAGAUUAGGCUGCGUGACGCUUAUAAGAAAAUGGGGGAUGAGUUCAUGACCAACAGAAUUGCAACGCUGGCAAAGGAAUACCUCCCUGCAGACAUCCAAGUGCAGUUCACUGCAAGCAGAGAGCUGAUCAAGAACAUCCACAACAGCUUUUACAAGCUGCGCGAGCGAGCUGAGAAGAUUGCCGAGCGCUCCAAGGGAAACGCCAGUGACCUCCUCAUGUUUGGCAAUGAGCUCAGAACACUGGGCUCACAGACGGUUCUCCCGCCGUUGGCCUCGUCACAGAGCACAUGGGGACGCCUGUGUCAGAGUUUGAAAAGUCUAUCCGCGGAAUUUUCUGUGCUCUCAGAAAAAGCGGCUGUGCAGGGCAGACGGGAAGAGGAUGACGUCGUGGAAAGACUGAAUCUUUUUCUUGAUUUGCUGCAGUCAUACAGAGACCUGUGCGAGCGCCACGAGAAGGGCGUGCUCCACGAGCAUCAGCGGGCCCUGCACAAGUAUGGCGUGAUGAAGCGGCAGAUGAUGAGCGCUACUGCACAGCCCAAAGAGCAGAAUUCAGUGGAGCAGCUCGAAUCGCGAAUCGUUCAGCAAGAGAAUGCCAUUCAGGUCAUGGAGUUGCGUAACUACUUCUCGCUGUUCUGUCUCCACCAAGAGACGCAGCUCAUCUUCAACUACCUGCCCAUCACGUCCCACAUCCUGGGAGCCUUUGUCCACUCCCAAGUGCAAGGACACCAAGAGAUGGGUGCGGUGUGGAAAGAACUCCAGCCAAAGCUCAGCUGUCUCUUUGGUGAAAAAAAUGGUGUGAAAUAA